AGAUGAGUGUACACCAAAAGAGAAGCAAUGCAAGUAAACUGAAACAUUAAUAGAGAGGCAGCUGGAGUAAGGAUAGAAAGAAGUCAGCCCAGCAUUUAAAAGCACACUAGUAGAGGACACUUCAGAAUGCGUGAAUGCAUCUCUAUUCAUGUUGGCCAGGCUGGAGUUCAGAUAGGAAAUGCGUGCUGGGAACUCUUCUGCCUGGAGCAUGGCAUUCAGCCAGAUGGCACCUUCAAGGAUGUGCAGGAUAAAAUCAACAAUGAUGACUCUUUUACUACGUUUUUCAAUGAAACAGGCACUGGGAAGCAUGUGCCAAGGGCUGUAAUGGUGGACUUGGAACCAAGUGUAGUAGAUGAAGUGCGGGCUGGGACCUUCCGGGAACUUUUUCAUCCAGAACAACUGAUCACUGGAAAGGAAGAUGCAGCUAAUAACUAUGCUCGUGGCCACUACACCAUUGGGAAAGAAAGCAUUGAUAUGGUACUUGAUCGUGUUCGUAAGCUGACUGAUGCCUGUUCUGGGCUGCAAGGGUUCCUGAUCUUCCACAGCUUUGGUGGGGGUACCGGCUCUGGCUUUACCUCCUUACUAAUGGAACGACUCUCUGUGGAUUAUGGAAAGAAGUCCAAACUGGAGUUUGCAAUCUACCCAGCCCCACAGGUCUCCACUGCUGUGGUGGAGCCCUACAAUUCCAUCCUGACCACGCACACCACCCUGGAGCACUCGGAUUGUGCAUUCAUGGUGGAUAAUGAAGCUAUUUAUGACAUCUGCCGCCGAAACCUGGACAUCGAACGUCCCACCUACACCAACCUCAACCGCCUCAUCAGCCAGAUUGUCUCCUCCAUCACGGCUUCACUACGCUUUGAUGGUGCCCUCAACGUGGAUCUGACCGAGUUCCAGACAAACCUGGUGCCCUACCCGCGUAUCCACUUCCCUUUAGUCACCUAUGCCCCCAUCAUCUCCUCUGACAGAGCACAUCAUGAGCAGCUCUCAGUGGCUGAAAUCACCAGCGCCUGCUUUGAGCCCAACAACCAGAUGGUGAAGUGUGACCCAAGACAUGGCAAGUACAUGGCCUGCUGCAUGCUGUACCGUGGUGAUGUGGUUCCCAAGGAUGUCAAUGUUGCAAUUGCUGCCAUCAAGACCAAGAGAACCAUCCAGUUUGUUGACUGGUGUCCAACAGGCUUCAAGGUUGGGAUCAACUAUCAGCCUCCUACUGUAGUUCCUGGUGGAGACCUAGCCCAAGUUCAGCGAGCAGUCUGCAUGCUGAGCAACACCACGGCCAUUGCUGAGGCUUGGGCCAGGCUCGACCACAAGUUUGAUCUGAUGUAUGCCAAGAGAGCUUUUGUGCACUGGUAUGUGGGUGAAGGCAUGGAGGAGGGAGAAUUUGCAGAGGCUCGAGAGGAUCUGGCUGCCCUGGAGAAGGACUAUGAGGAAGUGGGAACUGACUCAUUUGAGGAAGAAAAUGAUGGGGAGUAAUUUUAAAAUACACCUUGUUCCUAGUGA
This is a messenger RNA of Melopsittacus undulatus (budgerigar), 1497 nucleotides long. RefSeq names its product tubulin alpha-8 chain. The record is from RefSeq and is a predicted model, not a curated record. Gene Ontology annotation, cellular component: microtubule; cytoplasm. Bases 127 to 1470 code for a protein of 447 amino acids. Gene Ontology annotation, biological process: microtubule cytoskeleton organization; mitotic cell cycle. NCBI's taxonomy places the organism in Eukaryota, Metazoa, Chordata, Aves, Psittaciformes, Psittaculidae. The transcript is spliced from 5 exons. Gene Ontology annotation, molecular function: GTP binding; structural constituent of cytoskeleton.